This is a messenger RNA of Lolium perenne, 1433 nucleotides long. RefSeq names its product benzyl alcohol O-benzoyltransferase-like. NCBI's taxonomy places the organism in Eukaryota, Viridiplantae, Streptophyta, Magnoliopsida, Poales, Poaceae. The record is from RefSeq and is a predicted model, not a curated record.
AUGGGCAUGGCGAACUCGUCGGCGUUGAAGUUCACGGUGCGCAGGCAGCCACCGGUGCUGGUGGUGCCAUCGGGACCGACGCCGCGGGAGCUGAAGCCGCUCUCGGACAUCGAUGAUCAGGAAGGGCUGCGCUUCUACAUCCCCGCCAUCCAUUUCUUCCGGCAGCACGAAGGUCGGGGUGAAGACCCCGUGCCGGUGCUCCGGGACGCCGUCGCCGCCGCGCUUGUGCAUUACUACCCUCUCGCCGGGCGGCUGAGGGAGCUCGAGGGCCGCAAACUCGCCGUCGACUGCACCGGCGAGGGCGUGCUGUUCGUUGAGGCCGACGCCGACGUUCGCCUCGACCAGUUCGGCGCCGCCCUGCAGCCGCCGUUCCCGUGCCUCGACGAGCUCCUCUUCGACGUUCCUGGCUCCUCGGACCUCCUCGACGCGCCACUCCUCCACUUCCAGGUGACACGGCUAGCGUGCAGAGGCUUCAUCAUGGCGGUGAAGAUACAGCACGCAGUGGCGGACGGGCCGGGGCUAGUGCAGUUCCUGGCGGCCGUGGCAGAGCUGGCGCGGGGAGCGGUGGCACCAACGGUGCGGCCGGUGUGGGGGCGCGAGCUGCUCAUGGCGCCGCCCGACGACGACCUGGCGCGGGCGCCUAGAGCAUUCGCGCACCGCGAGUAUGACGACGUGCCGGACACCAAAGGCACGAUCGUGCCCCUCGAUUCCAUGACGCACAGUUCCUUCUUCUUCGGUCCCAGGGAGGUCGCCGCCGCCCGUUCCCACCUCCCGCCGGCACUCCGUCGCGGCGCCACCACGUUUGAGGUCCUCACAGGGUGCCUGUGGCGGUGCCGCACGGUGGCGCUGGCCCCCGCCGCCGACGAGGAGAUGCGUAUGAUCUGCCUCAUCAGCGUCCGCGGCGGCCGGAAGCCGCAGCAGAGCGGCCCCGUCAUCCCCGUCGGCUACUACGGCAACGCCUUCGCGUUCCCGGUCGCCGUCUCCACCGCCGGCGACCUCUGCGCCAACCCAGUGAGCUACGCCGUAGAACUGGUAAUGAAGGCCAAGAGAGAGGUGGACGUGGAGUACGUGCGCUCGGUGGCGCGACUCAUGGUGCGGCGAGGGCGGCCGCACUUCACAGUGGUGCGCGCGUACCUCAUGUCGGACCUGACCAGGUCCGGCAUCCGUGACCUAGACUACGGCUGGGGCAAACCUGUGUACGCUGGCCCCGCGAAGGGCGGCGUCGGCGCCAUCCCCGGAGUCGCUAGCUUCCUCAUCGCCGUCAAGAACGCCAUGGGCGAGGAGGGCAUCGCCGUGCCCGUGUGCCUGCCCGGCCACGCCAUGGACAAGUUCACGGAGGAGAUGAGCAAGCUGAUGCGCCCGGCCUUCCGCACAUCGCGGCCAUCAUCGCCCGACGUGUUUCCCAAGAUCAAAUCUGCGAUCUGAACUUAAAU